This is a messenger RNA of Dissoconium aciculare CBS 342.82, 814 nucleotides long. RefSeq lists its product as uncharacterized. The transcript has a single exon. The record is from RefSeq and is a predicted model, not a curated record. Lineage: Eukaryota; Fungi; Ascomycota; Dothideomycetes; Mycosphaerellales; Dissoconiaceae. The coding region runs from base 107 to 748 and encodes 213 amino acids.
CCACACUUCUCGAAAUCUACGGCAAAGCGUUUCCGAUCCAAGCUGCGAGCCAGCGAAACCGCCAGCAAACCCGGUCGGGGUGUCCGACGGAGCUGAUGCCACCCGGAUGGUGAUUGUAUGCUGCCAAUAUUCUACUCUAGAAAGCCAUAUCGAGCACACGAGCCCGAAUAUAGACUAUGAUGCUCUGAGCAGACGCGCCAACUCCGACCAUCUCCAAGUUAUGCAUUUCCGACAGGCAUGUGGAAGACAGCUUACAACAAGACUCCACGAUUCCUGUAGUUUCAUUCCAAAAUGGGAACAAGCCGAUGAAGAAAAGGAUGUACUGAUAUCAAGUUCCUCUCAGAGUACCAGCAGGAACUCGCUUGUUUUCCCAAUAACAACGAAAGAGCAUCGGCGCGAAGCAGGGCCCAAGGAAACCAACAUCACUUGUCUGAACUCUCUUCUAUAUCAUAUCCCAACCCGAAACAAACCCUCAAUCAUACUCAACAGUCGCAAAUCUCCAUCUCGGACCCAGCUUUCAUCCCCGACCACUACAAUCUCUUCAUCCCCGAUCCCACAACACGACAUCGGCGACCAUCGCGGAACGGGAAGGCAACCGCACACCCAACUUCCUUCUCCUGCCUCCAUGGGAGAGCAGACCGAAGAACGCAAAACAGCCUACCUCAAAAGACCGCCGAUCCAUCUUCCGACCGGCAAUUACAUCUCGACAGAAAGCCCUCUUUUCUACAUACGACCGAUGAUGACGUGACGAGCCCUUCAUCCACAUCGAUGUUCUUUCUACCCAUCCCAUCCCAUCCCACGCCCCCUUCUCCCG